AAGACGGAGACAAAAGAGGCUGCGGCUGCAUUCAGAGCUGCUGCUCUGUCCGUCUGCGAAGCCACAAGCAAACCGCAUCCCCCACCCCACACCCCCUCCCCUCCCCAACAAGGGCCUCGCGCCACAGAGUGACGGAUACGGAACCGGAGCCCUCCAUCCAUCUGCGGUUCGGUGGUCGCUGGACUCGGGAGAAGAGCUCGUUUCUCUUCGGACAGGCCGUCUCUCUCUUCCUCCACUCCGCCGUGCGUCCGUCGGUCCGCCUGCGCGUCCGCGCUGCGCGUCCACAGCGGCGUGGGCUCGGAGAUCCAGCCCAGAACAAAGGAGUGUUGGAGCCCGGGGGAUGAGCGAGUCGAGACUGGCCCUGGCGUUCUCCUGAAACCGGGCCAAAUGCCUCUGUGAGGGCUGCACGCGCGCACCGGCUGCUGCUCCACUUUCCAGGCGAAGCUUUCCCCCGUCUCUCAGAAGGAGAAAGAGCCACGAGGACGCACUGCCAGACCCCCUCCUCCUCCCCCGGUAACAAUGUUUCCCCAGAACCGACCUCCGGCUCCUCUGCAGCCUCCCCCUGGGUCCUCAGCCUCAGUGGUAGCUGCAGCCGCCGCCGCCGCCGCCGCAGCUUCGGGUACUCCCCAGUCACUGAAGCUAACCUACCCGGAAACUCUGGAUCGCAUCAAGGAGGAGUUUCAGUUCCUGCAGACUCAGUACCACAGUCUGAAGCUGGAGUGUGAGAAACUGGCCACAGAGAAGACGGAGAUCCAAAGACACUACGUUAUGUAUUAUGAAAUGUCUUACGGCCUUAACAUUGAAAUGCACAAGCAGACGGAGAUCGCCAAGCGGUUAAACGUGAUCUGCGCUCAGCUCAUCCCAUUCCUGUCACAGGAGCAUCAGCAACAGGUGGUCCAGGCAAUGGAACGUGCCAAACAGGUGACCAUUGGGGAGCUAAAUGCUUCGAUAGGGCAGCAGAUUCAGGCGCAGCAUCUCUCCCAGCAUGCCCAGGGCUUGCCAAUGGGCCCACACCCCUCAGGGUUGCCCCAUCCCAGCCUAGCGCUUGGCGGCGGGUCGGGCUUGUUGGCCCUGUCCGGGGCUCUGGGGGCCCAGCUCGCCGCCAAAGAUGAGAGGGCUCAUCUUGAGGCGGCGGCGGCGGCGGCAGCUGCUGCCUCUGCAGCAGAGCACCACAGAGAUCGUGAAGCGGGACCUAGCUCUCUGUCCAACGGGGAUAAGGGGCGUCCAGCAGACUACCUCAGCAAUGGCAAGAAGAGGAAAGCGGAUGAGAAGGAGUUCAUGACCGACUAUGGCAGCGAUGCAGAUAAGAGCGACGAUAACCUGGUGGUGGACGAGGAUCCAUCGUCCCCCCACAGUGUGCAGUCCUACUCAUCCAGGGAAAACGGUCUGGAUAAAAUGCCCCCAUCCCGUAAAGAGGGGCCCCCUCAGGCCAGCCCGACCUCCUUGGCCUCAUCCAGCAGCGCUGCCUCCCCCUCUCGUGGCAAAGAGCCCCCUCAGAGAGAGAAAUCGAGCACACCAGGAAUGAAGCCGGGGACCCCCAUGUCCCAGGACUCCAGCACCCCAGGACCAAGCGGGCCUCCACAAUUCCGACCUGUUCCGGGAAAGCCGGGCGUCGACCCCCUCGCUUUGGGUCUGAGAAACCCUCUGGCAGUGCAGGGAGCAUACCCCCCAGGAGCCUUCGGUCUGCCUCCCCCCGGGGUGAAUGGGGACCUGCCCGGGGCGGCGGGCUACGGCGCCGGCCUCCACCUGGUCUCCCCUCAGAUGAACGGAGCGGCGGCGGCGGCGGCCGCUGCCGCGGCGGGUUAUGGACGGUCCCCUGUGGUGGGUUAUGAGUCCCCACACCCACACAUGAGGGUCCCUGGACUUCCUGCCAGCCUCCAGUCGGCUUCAGGAAAACCCGCCUACUCGUUCCACGUCAGCGCAGACGGGCAGAUGCAGCCGGUGCCAUUCCCCCCCGACGCCCUGCUGGGGCCGGGCAUCCCGCGUCACGCCCGUCAGAUCCACACGCUCAGCCACGGAGAGGUGGUGUGCGCCGUGACCAUCAGCACCUCCACCCGCCACGUUUACACUGGAGGCAAGGGCUGCGUCAAAGUGUGGGACAUCAGCCAACCCGGGAGCAAGAGCCCCAUGGCCCAGCUGGACUGCCUGAACAGAGAUAACUACAUCCGAUCCUGCAAGCUGCUGUCAGACGGGCGAACCUUGAUUGUGGGCGGGGAGGCCAGCACGCUGUCCAUCUGGGAUUUGGCCACGCCCACCCCACGCAUCAAGGCGGAGCUGACGUCGUCCGCCCCCGCCUGCUACGCUCUGGCCAUCUCCCCCGACAACAAGGUGUGCUUCUCCUGCUGCAGUGACGGAAACAUCGUCGUCUGGGACCUGCACAACCAGACGCUGGUCAGGCAGUUCCAGGGCCACACCGACGGCGCCAGCUGCAUCGACAUCUCCAACGACGGCACCAAACUCUGGACGGGAGGCCUGGACAACACGGUCCGCUGCUGGGACCUCAGAGAGGGCCGGCAGCUGCAGCAGCACGACUUCACCUCACAGAUCUUCUCUCUGGGCUACUGUCCGACAGGCGAGUGGCUGGCUGUGGGGAUGGAGAGCAGCAACGUGGAAGUCCUGCACGUCUCCAAACCCGACAAGUACCAGCUGCACCUCCACGAGAGCUGCGUCCUCUCCCUCAAGUUCGCUUAUUGCGGUAAAUGGUUCGUGAGCACUGGAAAAGAUAACCUUCUGAACGCAUGGAGAACGCCGUAUGGAUCCAGCAUAUUCCAGUCCAAGGAGUCUUCAUCGGUUCUCAGCUGUGACAUCUCACCCGAUGACCAGUUCAUCGUCACGGGAUCCGGAGACAAGAAGGCCACAGUCUAUGAAGUCAUCUACUGAACUCUGCUUGAUAAAAACCAGGGGGGGCGGAGCCAAGGCUCCCUGCUGCACCAAUGACUGUACAGAGCAUCGGUGGCGUGGAAACCAAGAGACACUCCGCUUGUCCCAUUGUUUAGUUCAGUUAUGAGAAUUAAAAAGGAAGAAAGGCGCAAAGUCAUAUCUCUGGAAAAAAACGUUGCUGUCUAACCUCUGAAAAUGCUCGUCUAUGGCUGUGCAGAUGUGGGAUUCCUCCAAAGAGCUUUUGCUUUUUCUUACUUAUUUUUAAUUUUUUAAUGAAACAUCUGUAGUGAUCAAGGGGG
Molecule: messenger RNA, 3179 nt
Organism: Oryzias latipes (Japanese medaka)
Lineage: Eukaryota; Metazoa; Chordata; Actinopteri; Beloniformes; Adrianichthyidae
Gene: tle2a
Product: TLE family member 2, transcriptional corepressor a
Biological process (GO): regulation of DNA-templated transcription; negative regulation of canonical Wnt signaling pathway
Cellular component (GO): nucleus; transcription regulator complex
Molecular function (GO): transcription corepressor activity; protein binding
Source: RefSeq, a predicted model, not a curated record